GGAGCCAGCGGGCGCGAGCAGGCAGACACAGGGUGCUCGCGGACAAAAAAGCGAGGAAAAGUGGCACCGAGGAGGACUACAUGGUAAAGACGGCGAAGACGCAGCCUUCACGAUAGCCUUCUACAGCGGAAUGUUUUCCCGAAGGGGCCAUGGGGACGUCAAGAAAUCUACACAGAAAGUUCUGGACCCGAAGAAGGACGUGUUGACCCGGCUGAAGCACCUGCGCGCGCUCAUAGACAUCCUUGAGAAGAGUGAACUCAAGCCGUUCUUCGAAGCCCACUACUCUCAGAUUUAUUUUAUCUUCUAUGAAAAUUUCAUGACACUGGAAAGUAACUUAAAACAAAAAGGGAACAAAUCUCAGAGGGAGGAGCUGGACUCCAUUCUCUUUAUAUUUGAGAAAAUUCUUCAGCUGCUUCCUGAGAAAAUUUACCACAGAUGGCAGUUCCACAGUAUAGGUUCUAAUUUGAAGAAGCUUCUGCACACUGGCAACUCUUUCAAGGUGCGGAGUGAGGGCAUCCGCCUCUUCCUGCUGUGGCUGCAGGCUCUGCAGAACCACUGCUCUGAGGAGCAGUAUCUCAUCUUUGCCUGCCUGGUGCCUGGCUUUCCUGCUGUUCCCUCAUCCCAUGGGCCCUGCACCCUGGACACUAUCAUCUACAACCCCCACUGCAAUCCUCCUGAUGCCAGGGUAGUCCCUGAGGAAAUCACACCCCUAGUGCCAGCCGUGACCGGAGAAAAAGUGGCUGAUGACCCAACCUGCUACAUCCUACAGACCCUCCUCAAGUUCAUGGUGCUACAGGCGUCCAGCUUGGAAUGGAGGAACAAAGAGAACCAGGACACAGGGUUCCGCUUCCUGUUCACUCUCUUCCGGAAGUACUAUCUUCCUCACCUGUUCCCCUCCUUCACCAAGCUCACGGAUCUGUACAAGCCUCUGCUUGAUCUCCCUCACCUCAGACCAAAGCCCCUCUAUGUCCCAGUGUCACGCAACAAUGAGAGCACAUUCUGCACCCGGGACCAGUACCUGGCCCCCCGUGUGGCCUUCAUCACCUGGCUGGUCACCUUCUUCCUGGAGAAGAAGUACAUCAGCUCGGCUGCACCUGCUGCCAAGAAUGGGGUGGAAGUCCUUCCCAAAAUCAUCCAGACUGUAACUGCAGGCAGUACCAGUCAAGAGAAGGAGAAGGGGGCAGAGCCAGAGCAGAAUGGCCCCAUGGAGCAGGAAAAGAACCACUCCAACAGCAGCACGUUGUCAGACCGGCGGCCCAGCAACUCCAGCCUGUGCAGCAUAGAGGAGGAGCACCGCAGUGUCUACGACAUGGUCCACUGCAUCCUACUGUCCACGCGAGAUAAUGUCAACUUUGUCAACGAGGUGUUUCACCAGGCUUUUCUUCUACCAUCCUGUGAAGCGUCAACAAUCCGGAAGGUAAUUAAGGUGUACAGGAAGUGGAUCCUGCAAGAGAAGCCAAUAUUCAUGGUUGAACCAGAGAAGAGCAGCCAGGAAGAGGAGGCUGAUGAUGAGUCAGAGCAGCUGUCCACAGAGACUGACAGCAGGCAUGUGCAGUCUCUGGAGAACCACGGACACAAGCGUUCAUCCAGCUGGGGGCGCACAUACUCCUUCAGCAGUGCCAUCAGCCGUGGCUGUCUCACCGCGGAGCCCAACUGCAAUGUAAAGGCUGGCAUCCAGCACACCCUCCAGGUGUUCUUGACCAACUCGGCUAAUGUGUUUCUGCUGGAGCCUUGCUACGACGUCCCCAAGCUGCUAGAGAACCAGGUGGAGGUGUGCAAGUCCGUAUUGAACAUCUACCGGCGCAUGAUCAUGGAGCACGCCAUGAACAGAAGAACCUGGGAGCAGAUGCUUCAGGUGCUGCUGCGUGUCACAGAGGCCAUAAUGAAGCGCGCAGUGGAAGGCCACAGGAAGGACACAUUCGCUGAGAGCUUGGCGUCACUGCUCUUCCGGACCAUCAUAGUAGCGUGGGUGCGGGCCAAUCUCAGCGUAUUCAUCUCCCGUGAGCUCUGGGACGACCUGCUCGCCGUGCUGUCUUCGCUCACCGACCGGGAGGAGCUGGUGAGCGAGUGGGCCAGCAUCAUGGACUCUCUGACAGCCGUACUUGCCCGCUCCGUCUACGGCCUGGACCUGGGCAACCUGCCGCUCGACAAGCUCAGCGAGCAAAAGGAGAAGAGGCAAAGGGGCCGAGGUGUGAUGCAGGAUCACCAGAAAUCCACCGCCGUGGGCCGUUCGUUCUCGCUGAGCUGGAGGAACCAGGAGGAGCAGGGUGUCCAGGAGCCCAUGAGGUUCCGCAGUGCCACCACGUCCGGCGCGCCCGGCGUGGAGAAGGCUCGCAACAGCGUCCGGCAGAAGGCCACAGAUGUGGAAGAGGGCCAGCUAUCGGAAGGUGGUGGCGACGGGGGAGACGGGGAUAGCCCCCUGCCCCGCAGCAGCAGUGUGUCGGACAUCACGCAACAGACACCGGAUGGCUUCCAUGGCCCCCCCUGUCUGACAGAGGAAUGUUCAUCAACUGCCAAUGAUUUGGACAGCAGGACGUCACUGUCUGAAGGUUGCAGUGGUGUGAGGAAGGAAGGCGAGCCCCCUGUGAUUCUGGUAAGGCGGAGCAGCAGUCCACCUGAGCUAGAGUACGGAGCAGGAGACAGACACAUGGGAGGGAGAACCAAGAUCCGGGAGAAAAGCGAAAGCAUCAGCAGCGAGACAUCCAACGGCUACCUCAACGAUGCCGAUGUCAGCCUGCUGUCCUGGCAGACCUUUGAGGGGGAGCAGGACUCCCAGUCAGCACAACAUGGCAUUGUGGACCCAGAUUCUCAGCGGAGCCUCACACUGAGCCACACAGAGGCAUUGGCAGGUUCUGAGUGUGCCUUUCCUCCCCAGUCUGCACCCCUGUCCCACCCCCAGUGCCCUCCGGCCUCGCCAGCUUUGCUGGUGCACCCUGAGUGCCCCCCCCUUCUGGACGACACCGUGCAUCAGUCUGUGUUGCACAUGCCUGAGGACCUGGACAGCAGUGAGUACCUUGCCGAUGACAUCAGCAUCAUUGCCGGGGGCAGCCUCACGGGCUGGCACCCCGACUCUGCCGCUGUACUCUGGAGGAGGAUCCUGGGAAUACUGGGAGAUGUCAACAGCAUCCGCAACCCCAAGAUCCACGCCAGGGUGUUCAUGUACCUGCACGAGCUGUGGCACAAGCUUGCCAAGAUCAGAGACAACCUGGGAAUCAGCAUGGAUAAUCAGUCCUCUCCCCCUCGGCCCGUCCUCAUCCCCCCCUUGAGGAUGCUUGCUUCCUGGCUCUUCAAGGCCACCAUGCUGCCAGCGGAGUUCAAGGCGGGAAAGCUGCAAGCCUACCGGCUCAUCUGUGAGAUGAUGACCAAACACCAGGAUGUCCUGCCCAACAGUGACUUCCUGGUGCACUUUUACCAUGUUAUACACCAAGGCCUCAACAGUGAGGAGCAGGAUGUCCUGAACACUGUUAUCCGACACUGUUCGCCCCGUUUCUUCUCCCUCGGCCUUCCCGGCUUCACCAUGCUGGUGGGGGACUUCAUCACGGCCGCUGCCAGGGUCCUCGGCUCCGACGUCUCCGAGGCCCCUCGGAUCGAAGCACAGACUGUCCUCGGAUCGCUUGUCUGCUUCCCCAACCUGUACAUGCAGAUGCCUUUGCUUCAAACCAUUCCUGGAACUGCUGACAUCAUCGUGAGCAACGAGGACAUAAAGGAUUAUCUGGUCAACAUUCUGCUGCAAACAACACGCACUGAGACUUGUGAAGAGGCCAGGUGUAUUGCCAUCUGUAGCCUCGGGAUCUGGAUCUGCGAAGAGCUCGUCCAGCAGACCAAUCACCCGCAUGUUAAGGACGCGAUUAAUGUGCUUGGUGUAACACUAAAGUUCGGCAACAAGGUGGUGUCCCACGUAGCAUGUGACCUGUUCCAGCUGCUCGUCUACCACUGGCAGCAUCUGGAGAAGUACGAGCGAUCCCUUCCAAAGAAGAUAACCGAGAUUUUUGUGGCCACCAUAGCAUUCCUUUUGCCGAGCGCAGAGCACUCAACGGUGGAGGCUGACAAAAAGCUAAUGGUCUCGCUGCUCCUGUGCCUGCUGGACUGGUGUAUGGCGCUGCCUCUGAGCACGCUGCUGGAGCCCAUCUCGAUACCACUGCUGGACGACCCCUCGUCCCACAACACCCCUCUGCUCGACUACAUCUACAGGGUGCUGCACUGCUGCGUCUCCGGCUCCAACCUCCACACCCAGCAGAGCCACUACCUCCUCAGCCUGGCGGACCUUUCCUCCUCUGACUACGACCCCUUCUUGAACCUGGGCAGCGUGCGGAGCUCUGAGCCGCCACCCGCGCAAACCGCCACCGACUUCAGCAACCUGCUCACUGUGGCAGAGGAGAAGAAGAGGCGGAACAUGGAGCUCAUCCCGCUGACUGCCAGGAUGGUCAUGACACAUCUUGUAAACCACUUGGGCCACCAUCCCCUGAGCGGUGGCCCCGCCCUACUACACAGCCUGGUCAGCGAGAACCACGACAACCCUUAUGUGGAGUCUUCGGAGCUCUCCUCGGAGGUCUUCAAGAGCCCCAACCUGCAGCUCUUUGUCUUCAACGACAGCACCCUGGUAUCCUACCUGCAGGUGCCACCGGAGCCUACGGCAGUGGGCCAGUCCAGCCCAGUCCCGUCCCAGGUACGGGUCAUCGUACGGGACAUCUCUGGGAAGUACUCCUGGGAUGGUGGGGUCCUCCACAGGGUCCUGGAUGGACUUUCUCCAGAUCAGCCCCAAGGCUACCAGGUAGCAGACAUACUCAGGACGGCGCCUGUGUCACUGCAUCAGACACACGGGGAGGAGGCAGAGGACGGGGAGGAUGUGCUAGAUGAGCUUCUGGAGAGCUUGGGACAGAGCAGCCCCGAGUGCCUGCAACAGCCGCAGCCCACGCUCAACCAGCCCGCCCCCUCACCCUGCGGCAUGACUCUGGAGCAGGAGAACGCCAUCGUGGAGGCCAUCCUGCGACAGACUGCCCUGGAGGAGGAGCACGUGUGCAAGUGGAGCAGCAGCCCAAGCGUGAGGGCCGCCUGCCAGCGCGAGCCAGCCCAGGAGCCCGGGGCCCCCUUCUAUUUCUGCAGGUUAUUGCUCAAUGACCUGGGCAUGAACUCCUGGGAGCGCAGAAAAAGCUUUCAUCUCCUAAAGAAGAACUCCAAACUGUUACGGGAACUCAAAAAUCUGGAUUCCAGGCAGUGCAGAGAGACGCACAAGAUUGCAGUUUUCUACAUCGCUGAUGGACAGGAGGACAAGUGCUCCAUCCUGUCCAACACAGAGGGGAGCCAGGCCUACGAGGACUUUGUAUCGGGCCUCGGAUGGGAGGUGGAUCUGGCAACGCAUUGUGGUUUCAUGGGGGGUCUGCAGCGGAAUGGGAGCACAGGGCUGACUGCCCCUUACUAUGCCACCUCCACUGUGGAGGUCAUCUUCCACGUCUCCACGCGGAUGCCCUCCGACUCUGGCGACUCCCUUACCAAAAAGCUGCGUCACCUAGGCAACGAUGAGGUACACAUUGUCUGGUCGGAACACACCAGGGACUACCGGCGGGGCAUCAUCCCCACCGACUUUGGGGACGUGCUGAUCAUCAUAUACCCUAUGAAGAACCACAUGUUUUACGUCCAGAUCAUGAAGAAGCCACAGGUCCCGUUCUUCGGCCCCCUGUUUAAUGGCGCCAUUGUCACAGGAACGCUGCUGCCCAGCCUGGUCCGUGCCACCUGUGUCAACGCCAGCAGAGCUGUGAAGUCCCGCUUGACACUCUACCAGAGUUUCUAUGAGGAACGGGCGCUCUACCUGGAGGCCAUAGUCCAGAACCACAAAGAGGUCAUGACCUUCGAGGACUUUGCCUCCCAAGUCUUCUCCCCAUCCCCAAGCUACUACACCCUCAGUGGGACAGGGUCCCUCAGCGGCAGCGCAAGUGCUGAGCUCACCGUUGCCUUAGGAACGGACUCCACAGACCAGGUCUCUCCCACCAUGCCCCGCGCCACCAGGAGCAGAGUUUCCGGCAAACUCCGCCGCUCAGCCAGCGCCAUCAGCAAAUCUUCCACCUGAACUUUCUUCUUGCGACCUGUCGCCCUCUUUCCUUUCCGCGCCGUCGCCAGGGACUCGCUCCGAAUCCUUACGCCGUCUCGACUGCAGUGUUUGUUCUUCACUUUCUCCCGUAGAUCAGUGAACACAGGCAAUAUUUAAGUUUAAAAAGUUUAUUUAUGUUACGACAUUUCCGUGUUCUUUUGAACGUUCUGUCAAUUUAGCUGGGUAGCACUGUGAGAGUUCCUUAAUUUUUUUUUGUCCUCAGUUCUUGAAUUUAAAUGUUGUGGAAUUGGACAUCUUUAGGAUUUCGACGGAACAAGGUGUGUCACCCUUGUCACUCUAAGGAACACUCAGGGCACUGAGUAAAAUGUGUAAUAAUUUAAAUGAAUUCUUUGCCAAUGGUUUAAUAUUGAAAUGUGUUUCUUUGCUGUACCUGAUUCUCAGUGUGAUGAAAGUGUAACUUGAAUUGGUUCCCAGGCCGUGUCUGGUGGAGCAGGCUGAUGGUGGGUGACGGCUCUUUGGAAAACACUAGAAGGUUAUGGGACCUCACAGAUGUUGUGCACUAUGAGUGAUUUCAUCUCAUUCCUUGGCAUUUCAGACUGGAAACCCCAAGUGGGCUGCUAAAACAAAAAGAAAAAGCUACUACACAGCGUGUUGAACACUCUUACGUUCAGGUGGAAACAGAAGUGAAAGUGAGAGCCUCGGAGCAGGAAGCACGUCAACUUUUUAUACCUCCUAAAAGCAUUGCUUUUUAAAUGUUAGUCGCUGGAAGGUGAAGGAUUUUUUUUUUUUUUUUGGCCCCCAACCAUUGGGGAGGAAGGACCAUGUCAGAGAGAACCUUCUGGGUGCUGGUUGCUCUCGCCUCAAACCUUCUGCAACACCUGACUCCUUAAUGUUGAAAGAUUACAUUUUAAAUUGGAAGUGAGAAAUCC
Scleropages formosus (Asian bonytongue) is the source of this 6975-nucleotide messenger RNA. It is a transcript of the gene ralgapa2, whose product is annotated as Ral GTPase activating protein catalytic subunit alpha 2. Gene Ontology annotation, molecular function: GTPase activator activity. Gene Ontology annotation, biological process: regulation of small GTPase mediated signal transduction; positive regulation of GTPase activity. The record is from RefSeq and is a predicted model, not a curated record. Gene Ontology annotation, cellular component: cytoplasm; nucleus. NCBI's taxonomy places the organism in Eukaryota, Metazoa, Chordata, Actinopteri, Osteoglossiformes, Osteoglossidae.